Molecule: messenger RNA, 810 nt
Organism: Thamnophis sirtalis
Lineage: Eukaryota; Metazoa; Chordata; Lepidosauria; Squamata; Natricidae
Product: coiled-coil domain-containing protein 166
Source: RefSeq, a predicted model, not a curated record
AUGGCACAACAGAAAACCAAGCUGAGAGGUAGGAAAAGUACAGCCAAGCAGUCAAGCCCCUCUGGAGAACUUAUCACCGAGAGAGAGCAGCACCUGAAGAAGGAACAUGCCACCCUGACAGAGCAUAUCAAGACCUACUCAGAUCGAGUGGAUCACUUUCAAGAUGAAAAUGAAUUUCUGGACAAGGAAGCCCAGGAAAUCCAAGAAAACAGCAAAGCUUACCUCUCCUACUUGGCCAAACGCACUCUCCUGUGCCACAGCGCCAUCAUUUCCUUACAUGACCAGAACGAAUCGGAUCUGGCCUCUAUCCUGGAGCAGAAGGAGGAGCUGAUCUCGCAGUUCAAAGAAAGGAAGAAGGAGGUCAGGAGCCAGUUGAUUGAGAUGGAGACCAAGUAUUCCCUCAUGAACAAGGAGGUUGACGAACUGAGGCCCUUCAAGGAGCUUCAGUCGGACCAGCUCGCCCGUAUCCGGGAGCUGGAGAAAGACCUGCUAGCCAUGAAAAUCCACCAUUCUGAGCAAAUGCACACCGUGAAGAGCCAGUUCCUGCAAAAGAAGGCGGAAUAUGAAACGGAGUCCCAGCAGAAGGUCCAAGCUUUGGCCAAAAGGGCCGAGAAGGAAGCUGUGCGCAGCCUCAUCCAACACACCAAGCAGAUCAAAGCUGAGAACGGGAGAUUGCGCAAUGAACUGCUGAACCUCAUCAAGAGAGCCCAGGGCCUAAAGGCCAUUCUGCGUCAGCUGCAGGAGCAGAAAGGGCAGCUUCUUCAGGAGCUCCAAUACAGGGAAGAUUUGGGCCAUCUAAGGCUAAAAUAA